Messenger RNA from Jatropha curcas, 1466 nucleotides. Its product is annotated as WAT1-related protein At1g25270. Lineage: Eukaryota; Viridiplantae; Streptophyta; Magnoliopsida; Malpighiales; Euphorbiaceae. Gene Ontology annotation, molecular function: transmembrane transporter activity. The record is from RefSeq and is a predicted model, not a curated record. Gene Ontology annotation, cellular component: membrane.
UAAUUAUUUUCUUCUUAUAAUAUAUUUAUAUAAUAUUCUGUGAUUUAAUGAAGAUUCGUAAGUUGGUGGAAGGGUGUAAACCAGUUAUGAUAAUGGUGGUGGUUCAAGUGGCAUAUUCUGGUAAUAAUGUGUUAUAUAAACUUGCAGCUAUUGAUGGAAUGAGCUUAAGAAUCAUUAGUGCCUAUAGAUUCAUUUUUGCCACUGCUUUCAUGCUUCCUCUUGCUCUUUUCUUUGAGAGGAAGAAUAGGCCUAAACUUACGUGGACGGUGCUCUUUCAAGCAUUUCUUUGCGGGUUAUUGGGGGGAUCCUUGUUUCAAAAUAUGUACUUGAAGAGUUUGGUCUUAACAUCUGCAACCUUUGUUUCUGCCAUGUAUAAUCUUGUACCAGCAGUCACUUUCAUCUUAGCCAUCUCAUUUGGGUUGGAGAAGUUGGCAAUAAGAACCCUAGCAGGGAAGGCAAAAGUGGUGGGGACACUAAUGGGUAUUGGUGGGGCCAUGUUGCUUACCUUUUAUAAGGGAGUGGAAAUCAACAUAUGGAAAACACAAAUUGACCUCUUGAAGGAUUAUAAAUCCAAUGGUGAUGGAGUAGUCCACUUGGCUUCAUCUCAUUCUAAGCAUGCAUUAGGCUGUUUGUUGGCUGUGGCAAGUAGCUUUUCCUAUGCCUUUUGGUUAAUCAUUCAGGCUAAAAUGAGUGAAAGAUAUCCAAGUCCAUAUUCAAGCACAGCAUUGAUGUCUUUAAUGGCAUCCAUCCAAGCAUCUGUUUAUGCUUUUUGCAUGGAGAAAGAUUGGAGUCAAUGGAAAUUAGGUUGGAAUAUAAGGCUGCUUACUGCAGCUUAUGCGGGAAUAGUAGUAGCUGGAGUGAUGGUAACUCUGGUGAUAUGGUGUGUGCGCUUGAAGGGCCCCGUAUUUGUCUCCAUUUUUAACCCUCUAAUGCUUUUAUGUACUGCAUUUGCCGGUUCUAUGUUCCUUGACGAGAAUCUACACCUUGGAAGCAUAUUAGGGGCAACAAUGAUAGUUUGUGGAUUAUAUGCGGUGUUGUGGGGAAAAAAUGCAGAGAUGAAGAAAAUGUCUCAGCUUGUUCUAUCAAAAUCAACCUCUAAAGAAGCAGAAACAAUAGAGUUGGUUAUUUCUCCUCCCAAAAAUGGCAAUUGCAAGAACAGUUCCGAUGUUCAAAAUUGCAAUGGUGAUGAUUUAUCAGAAAAAUAAAUGCUUUAUGUAAUUAUCUUCAAUGCAUGGGUUAGAGAUUAAAGCUUUGGAUACUUACAUAUAUGGUAUUCUGUCUUUGUUUUGUUUUUUAUAUGAUAAAAUUUUGUUGCGUUUGCAAAUAAUUGUGGAAUUGUUGCAAUAUGUCCCAGCAAAAAAUUAUAGCCUUUCCAACAGUAGUGCUCAAGCAAAGCAGGGAUUGAUGUAGAAAUGAUGUCCAGACGCAUGUACGCACAGACCCUUUUAUAAUUCUAUUUUUAGCUA